CCUGCAGGGAAGGCACAGGGAUUGGGAUGGAUCCCAGGAACCAGGAAAACCCAACGAGCCGUGUGCUCUCUCUCCUGCCCAGUUCAGUCUCUUCCUUCCCCCUCAAAUCCACCCCAAUCCCCACGUGAGGAAAUCCAGGGAUGAGGGAGACGUGCAGUCCCAAGGAGCAGUGUCCAGGCAGAUUAUUCCUGGCCGUUCCCAGCUCCAUGGGCAGUUCUGAGCAGGUCUGGGCAUGUCCUGCUCAAGGGACGGGGAGAGGAGUGAGGAGACAGACAGGAAUUUUUGGACACGGGAGCAGGUGCCACCACCGCUCCACGGCCAUGCUGGACGUGCCCUUGCUGCCCUUCUGCGCCUUCCUAGGAACGCUGGGAUUGCUCUGCGUGGCCAUGGUGGGCACCUGGUGCCAGCACUGGCGCGGGGGCUUUUCCCUGGACGGCAGCUCCCGGACAUUCAACUGGCACCCGGUGCUGAUGGUGACGGGAUUGGUGGUGCUCUAUGGCGCAGCCGCCCUGGUUUACCGCAUUCCCAACACCUGGAGCGGCCCCAAGCUUCCCUGGAAGGUGCUGCACGGCAGCUUGGCUUUGGGAGCGUUCAUCCUGACCGUGCUGGGGCUGGCGGCCGUGUUCUGCUUCCAUAAUUCCCAAGGGACGCCCAACAUGUACUCGCUGCACAGCUGGAUGGGGCUGGGAACUGUCUUGCUCUUCUCCUGCCAGUGGGCGGCGGGUUUUGGAGCAUUCCUGCUUCCCUGGGCUCCCGCCUGGCUCCGGGCACUCUACAAGCCCAUCCAUGUUUUCUUCGGCUCCACCAUCCUCUUGUUGUCCGUGGCUUCCUGUGCGUCAGGAAUCAACGAGAAGCUUUUCUUCAGCCUGAAGAACGGGACCACGGCGUACAAGCUCCUGCCGGCUGAGGCUGUGUUUGCCAACACCCUGGGGCUCCUCAUCCUCAUUUUUGGGGUGCUGGUGGUGGCUGCCCUGGCCAGGCCCAGCUGGAAGCGCCCGGAUUCCGACUCCCCGGACUCCCGCCAGCCCCUGCUCUCCAGCGAGCGCUGAUCCCAGGGAUCUGCCAGCACUCCCAAGCUGCAUCCUUGUGCCUCCACGUGCCAGCUCCUGCCUGGAUCUCGGGCCAUGCCAAACCCCAGCGCUUCCCAGUGCCAUCCCUCAUUGCUGCAGCUGGAGCUGCCGGAGCCUCGCUGGGACGAAGAGGAGCAUCCGUAUCACUCCCACUCCAGAGGAUCCGGCUCAGGGUGGAGCCACUCAGGGAUCUCACGGACAUGGAAUAAAGCACUGGCUUCCGCAGGG
Messenger RNA from Corvus hawaiiensis (hawaiian crow), 1298 nucleotides. Its product is annotated as lysosomal membrane ascorbate-dependent ferrireductase CYB561A3. The transcript has 6 exons. The record is from RefSeq and is a predicted model, not a curated record. Gene Ontology annotation, molecular function: oxidoreductase activity. Gene Ontology annotation, cellular component: lysosomal membrane. The coding region runs from base 141 to 1049 and encodes 302 amino acids. Lineage: Eukaryota; Metazoa; Chordata; Aves; Passeriformes; Corvidae.